AUGGAUGCCCUCCCAAUAGAGCUCGUCGAGCAGAUUCUGGGGCUGGCAUGCGCCGACGCUGGGCGGACGAUGUGUGCGCUCCGGUCCACCUCCAGAUCUCUCCGCGCGGCGUGCGACCCAUUCCGAUUCCACACAGUGGCUGUAACAACACACAGGCAGAUCACCGCCUUCCUCGCGGCCUUCACGCAGUCCUCGCCGCCGGCGCAGGCGAGCGUCCGCCACCUCUUCGUGGUUAUCUGCGGGUUCAGCAUCGAGCCGGGAAAUCAGAUCCUCCGCGCGACCGCGCGCACGGUGGAGACGCUCGCCCUCGUCUGUACGGCCAGGUACAAGGGGCUGCCCGCCCACGAUGCGCUCCUGCAGACCGCGUUCCCGCGGCUCGUCGCGCUCACGGUGCGCUACCGCGCGAUCUACCUGCACGCCGUCAUGGCGCGCAGCCCGCCCGCCCCCGUCCCGACGCUCCCCCGCCUGCGCUACCUGCACGUCGCGCCCACGGACACGGCGAGCCUUGGGUUUGCGCAGACGUGCAUUUUCGUGUUCGCGAGGUGUGCGGGGCCGCGGCUGCUCCGCGUGAGGAUAUCCCGCGUGCGCGGAACGGAGACGUUGAGUGAGGCGCUGGAGGAGGUGCUGGGGUUGCGGCCUGGCAGGGGGGUUUUGCCGCCGCUUCCGACUGGUAUUCGGUAUUUCAUCCUCGACUUGUACUGGCGCUAUGGAGCCGUGCAAAAUGUCGUGGAAACCCUGGAAACCCUGGAGCGGCGGGCGGCGGAGGAACGGGCCAUACAUCUGCGGGUCUUACACGAGAUCAGGCCCGCAGGGAAAACUCCGGUAGACUGGGAGGAGGAAUGGUUGCGCGUGCAAACGGGUGAAGUGGAUAUGCGGGCGGAGUGGCUUGAAGAUCAUGGGGAACGACUUGUGGCAGCAACCUGA
This is a messenger RNA of Gloeophyllum trabeum ATCC 11539, 924 nucleotides long. RefSeq lists its product as uncharacterized. Bases 1 to 924 code for a protein of 307 amino acids. The record is from RefSeq and is a predicted model, not a curated record. The transcript is spliced from 2 exons. NCBI's taxonomy places the organism in Eukaryota, Fungi, Basidiomycota, Agaricomycetes, Gloeophyllales, Gloeophyllaceae.